Phycodurus eques (leafy seadragon) is the source of this 2871-nucleotide messenger RNA. RefSeq names its product phosphoglucomutase 3 (gene pgm3). The transcript has 12 exons. The record is from RefSeq and is a predicted model, not a curated record. Gene Ontology annotation, biological process: UDP-N-acetylglucosamine biosynthetic process; hemopoiesis; carbohydrate metabolic process. The coding region runs from base 826 to 2490 and encodes 554 amino acids. Lineage: Eukaryota; Metazoa; Chordata; Actinopteri; Syngnathiformes; Syngnathidae. Gene Ontology annotation, molecular function: magnesium ion binding; phosphoacetylglucosamine mutase activity.
UGGACAGCCAUAAUCAGGUCUUUCCAGAGAUACUCCAUUGGGUUUAAGUCAGGGCUCUGGCUGGGCCUUUCAGAAACAGUCACUGAGUUGUUCUGAAGCCACUCCUUCGGUAUUUUAGCUGUGUGCUUAGGGUCAUUGUCUUAAUUGAAGGUGAACCUUCGACCCAGUCUGAGGUACUGAGCACUCUGGAUUAGGUUUUUCGUCCAGGAUCUCCCCGUACUUGUCCGCAUUCAUCUUUAUAUAGGGGUAGAAUCAAUCGUGGAGUUAUGUAGUGUUAAAAUAUAUAGAGAAAGGAGUGAAUUGAGGAGAAUGCAGGAGAUAUUUGAAAUGAGAGGAAUUUCGAGUAAACGAACAUAAAAUCUUUCUGUAUUUAUUAGAAUUUCUGAGGACAACUGGACUAUAUAGGAGACUUAGAAACGCAUAUACCUUUGUUUACGGUGUGUAUAUAUAAGUGUAUUGGGUCAGUAUAUGUCAUAUUCGUAAUUGUAAUAUGUCAUAAUAUAGUACCGAGAUGAACGGAAUAGCCUCAAAGCCAAUGCAGUUAUCAUGGCCGACCAAAAGGUGGUGACAGCGCAAUAGUCGAGUUUGCAGACCGCCGUUAAACACCAGAAAAAGAAGAAGAAGAAGAAGGAGGAGACGAAGAAGAAGCAGAAGAAGAAGAAGGAGACGAAGAAGAAGCAAAAGUAGACGUCCCCGGAAGCACACGUGUCGUGCCACGCCACACGAUUGUCACGCUGUAAACAACAACAGCAACGAUGGCCCACUUCGAGGAAGUGUCAAAACUGUCUAGUAUGCACCCGAAACCGCCAGGCUUGGUCUUGCAGUAUGGCACGGCUGGUUUCAGGACCGACGCUGGUCGACUGGAUCACGUCAUGUUCCGCAUGGGCCUGCUGGCCACGCUGCAAUCCAAACAAACCAAAGCGACCGUCGGCGUCAUGGUCACCGCCUCCCACAACCCCGAGCUUCCUGUCGGUCUUGCAGGAGGACAACGGGGUGAAGCUGAUUGACCCCAUGGGCGAGAUGGUGCCGCCCGCUUGGGAGGGCUACGCCACCCGGCUGGGCAACGCGGAGCAGCAGGAGUUGCUUUCGGUCCUGGAGGACAUCAUGGAGAAAGAAGACAUCGACAGGAGCCAGGAAGCCUCAGUGUUUGUGGGCAAAGACACCAGGAGCAGCAGUGCCAGCCUGUCGCAAGCAGUACUGGACGGCGUGUCAUCAUUGAGGGGACGCAGCAAAGACUACGGCUUGGUGACCACCCCGCAGCUCCACUACAUGGUUUGCUGUCACAACACACAGGGCCGCUACGGCGAGGCCUCGGUGGAAGGAUACUACAUGAAACUCUGCCAGGCGUUCAUCGAGCUCACCAAGAAUACACCCAACCGUACGGACGACCAGAAGCACCUGACAGUGGACGGCGCCAACGGCAUCGGCGCGCUGAAGGUGCGCGAGAUGGAGCGUCACCUCAAGAGGGAGCUGCAAAUUACCCUCUUCAACGAAGGCCACGGAAAACUCAACCACCAGUGCGGGGCUGACUUUGUCAAAGUGCAGCAAAAGCCGCCCACGGGUGUGAUUUGUAGCCUUUUGGAUUUAUAUACAAACAUACCGUUAAAUGUUUCAUGUUUCAUUCCCCGGGUUUCCAUGGUAGGCGUGAAGGUCUGCAGCGGCGAGCGCUGCUGUUCAUUUGACGGCGACGCCGACCGCAUCGUUUAUUUCUACACCGACUCGGAGGGUCGCUUCCACCUGCUGGACGGAGACAAGAUAGCGACGCUCAUCAGCACGUUCCUCAAAGAGCUGCUCGUGCAGGCUGGUCUAAAUUUUAAGAUAGCCGUGGUGCAAACCGCGUACGCGAACGGCAGCUCCACACGCUACCUGGAGGACACCAUGAGGGUGAUUGUGAGAUGCACAAAGACGGGAGUGAAGCACCUCCAUCACGCGGCGCAGGAUUUUGACACGGCCGUUUACUUUGAGGCUAACGGCCACGGCACCGUGUUGUUCAGCCGCGCGGCCGAGGACAAGAUCAAGCGACUGGCUGAGGACAUCCGCACAGACGACACCAAGAAGAGAGCGGCCAUUCUUCUGCAGCACACCGUCAACGUCAUCAACCAGACCGUCGGUGACGCCAUUUCCGACAUGCUGCUGAUCGAGGCGAUAUUGGCCUUGAAGGGAAUGACCGUGCAGCAGUGGGACGCCAUCUACACCGACCUGCCCAGCAGGCAGAUUAAAGUAAAGGUGUCGGACCGGCGGGUGAUCGACACGACCGACGCCGAGAGACGGGCGGUGAGCCCGCCGGGUCUGCAGGACGCCAUCGACGCCUCAGUCGGGAAGUACCGACGCGCCCGCUCCUUCGUGAGGCCGUCCGGCACAGAGGACGUGGUCAGAGUUUACGCUGAGGCCGACACUCAGGAGAGCGCUGACUCCCUGGCGCAUGAAGUGAGCCUUGCUGUGUAUCGCCUCGCUGGCGGGGUGGGAGAUGAACCAAAACUUUUGCACUAAAACAAUAAUAACAAAUCUCUUAGUGUACGUUUGACUGUAAAUUGAUACUUGAACACAACACUAAGUUGCAAUGCAAUGCAAUCAUACGUUUUGUAGCCAUUUUCAGAGGGGCCAAAUAUUGCACGGUUAAAUACUUUUUAUUCCCGUGACAUAAUUGUCACACCAUCAGGAGUAGGAGUUUUAUUGUAGAAAAACAGUUUUCCUCACGCCUUGGAUCUACUCUCGCAUAUAAAUUAUGACUUGACACUUUGUGAUUUUCUUUUUGAUUUGAUUUUGAAAAUGAUGCAUCAAGAAAGCAAAUCAAGUUGACGUGUGUUAAUAUUUUGUAUUUUUAGACACUUGAUCACAGAUGAUGAAUUAAACUGGUAAGCACAAUGUCAA